UUGGAUUUCUCGAUUUCACCGCCGCACAUUCGAUCACGAUGGAUCGCCUGCAACGACUCUUCGGCAACCUUCCUGGCAUGCAAGGCCAUGGUAUGGGCGGAGCGAACGACAGCCCUGCCGUGGACACUGCCGAAAAGGUGCACAUUUCGUCGCUGGCGCUAUUGAAAAUGCUCAAGCACGGUCGCGCGGGCGUUCCCAUGGAAGUGAUGGGCCUCAUGCUCGGGGAGUUUGUUGACGACUACACUGUGGUGUGUCUGGAUGUGUUUGCAAUGCCUCAGAGCGGGACGGGGGUCAGUGUCGAAGCUGUGGACCCUGUUUUCCAGACCAAGAUGCUGGACAUGCUCAAGCAGACUGGACGUGCCGAAAUGGUUGUGGGGUGGUAUCACAGUCAUCCAGGGUUCGGCUGUUGGUUGAGUGGUGUCGACAUCAACACGCAGCAAUCAUUUGAAGCGCUGAACGCCCGCGCCGUGAGUAUCGUCGUGGACCCGAUUCAGUCGGUGAAAGGCAAGGUCGUCAUUGAUGCGUUUCGCUUGAUCAACCCGCAGCUCAUGAUGUUGGGCCAAGAGCCGCGCCAAACGACGUCGAACAUCGGCCACUUGAACAAACCGAGCAUCCAGGCGCUAAUUCACGGGCUCAACCGACACUACUACUCGAUCGCGAUCGACUACCGCAAGAACGAGUUGGAGGAGCAAAUGCUGAUGAACCUUCACAAAAACACGUGGAGCGACGGCCUCGUUCUGACCGAAUUCGAAGCCCACUCGGCAAAAAAUGAAGAAAUGGUGACAUCUAUGCUCAAGCUGACCAAGCAGUACAACGAACGCGUCCAAGAGGAGGAAGAGAAGACGGCAGACGAGCUCAUCGUGUCGAACGUGGGCAAGAUCGACCCGAAGAAGCACCUCGAAACGGACGUGUACGAUCUCAUGGCACUCAAUACCGUCCAGUGCCUCGGCGCAAUGUUGGACACGAUUGUGUUCUAAUGCCACAAUCAAUCGACCUUUAUGACGUUCAACCCAAUCUAGCUUGUCCGUUUUCAGAGACAACGUACAACAGGACUCGUUCACAUCGGUGAGUUCAAUACUUCAGGAGCUCAGCUGCCGCAUGCUUGUGGCCAUGAUCUCGCACCAGAUCAGUUGAUGCUCACCGUACAGGAUUGACGAUAUAUCCGCCGUGAUUAUCCACGAGCUACAAGUCACGUAGCGAGGUAGAACGAGCGAGAAUGGCAUUGAAGGCGCAACGCAGCAUGAAUAUAAUUCCAGGACCUGGAGAAUGUGCUGGCUGGAGCAAAGGCCCCCGAAUUG
This is a messenger RNA of Aphanomyces invadans, 1298 nucleotides long. RefSeq names its product 26S proteasome non-ATPase regulatory subunit 14. Lineage: Eukaryota; Oomycota; Saprolegniomycetes; Saprolegniales; Verrucalvaceae. The coding region runs from base 39 to 977 and encodes 312 amino acids. Gene Ontology annotation, biological process: proteasome-mediated ubiquitin-dependent protein catabolic process; protein deubiquitination. Gene Ontology annotation, cellular component: proteasome regulatory particle, lid subcomplex. Gene Ontology annotation, molecular function: protein binding; proteasome binding; metallopeptidase activity. The record is from RefSeq and is a predicted model, not a curated record. The transcript has a single exon.